Cuscuta campestris is the source of this 2590-nucleotide messenger RNA. NCBI's taxonomy places the organism in Eukaryota, Viridiplantae, Streptophyta, Magnoliopsida, Solanales, Convolvulaceae. The record is from the annotation of a GenBank genome assembly.
UUAUCCAAAAUGAAAUGGUGCUCCUACUCUUACUCAAAAAUAAAAAUAAGGAGGCGCUAUAGAAGGCCAGAAGGGUAAACAUUUAACAAAACCCUCGCCUAAGUCCUCCUUCGCCUUCGUUCCUCCGUCGCCGUCAGCCAUCAGAUGUAUAGAAACCAGGUGACGCGUCUGAGCAUCAUUAAUCUUAGAAUAGUGACCAAGGUAUGUAGGGCAUCAUCAAUUUCUUGGGAUUCUGCCAAGCCUUCUCGUACUUUCUUGAGUAAUCUCGGCACUGCGACUGAAAAAUCAGAUUUUUUUAUUGAUUCCGAUGGUUUUGGUCGGGAAAAUGAUGGGCAAACUCCCAGUAAUUGGAAUUUUCAGAAAACUCCAGAUAGAUUCCAUAAUGCAAAUGUGAAUGCUACUGGGCAAACUGGGACCUUUUCCUCUGGCUGUGUGGAAAAUGAAAACAGAGAUGAGUUUAAGCAGAGCCCAGUUGGGCAGAUGGAAUUAGCAUGCACUCAACAGCAGGAGCAGCGUUUCACUGUUCACGGGCACAAUGCAAAUGUGAACCUUAGGCCACAUCAAGGUGUAGGCAACUAUCACAUCGCGAGUCAUCCAACUUUUAAUAUAAAUCCGACUAGUGGUGUCUCUAACAGAUCAUCAGGGAUUGUUGUUGGCCACAAUGGAACUGUGAAUGAAGGGUUUGAGCAUAACUUGGGCUGUUAUUCUGAUGGAAAUGAUAGACCAUAUCACAGUGUUGGCAAUUAUCACUUUGCAGGUCAACCAAAUGUUCCUACACAUCAAACUAAUGAUGCCUUGAACAGGUCACACAGAGCAGGUACCCAUUUUGAUGGCUUGGACUGUCAGCCAAAUGUUCCAAUGCAUCAUACUAGUGCUGCUUUGAAUGGGUUACACAGGCCAGGUAACUGUUUUGCUGGAAAUAGUGAAAGAUACCAGCAAGAUGCAAGUGGGACUAACUAUCUCAAUGUUGGAAACACUGGGUGGAAUCCAAAUUACUUGCAAAAUGCUACAGGGGACCCCCAAAUUCAUAGAGAUGAAGAUGAUGGAAGCAUUAAGGGUACAAUUGAGGAACUUGAUCAUUUCUGCAAAGAGGGAAAGAUUGAGGAAGCCAUUAAGGUUCUGGGUUUGCUAGAGCAGCAUAGUGUUUCAGUUGAUUUAUCUCGAUACCUCUCUUUGAUGAUGUUGUGUGCUGAGAAUAAAGCUUUAGAAGAGGCAAAAUCAGUUCAUAUGCACCUAGCCAGAUCAGGAAUUAAUUUUGGAGUCAAAACUUACAAUAAAGUUAUCGAGCUGUAUGGUAAAUGUGGUUCCAUGGAUGAUGCAAUUGCAGUAUUUAGUCAAAUGCCGAGACGUAAUAUCACAUCCUGGGACCUAAUGAUCACUUGGUAUGGUAGAAAUGGACAAGGAGAAGAUGCUAUUGAAAUGUUUACCCAAUUUAAAGAAUCAGGUUUGAAACCUGAUGGUAAAAUCUUUUUGGGGGUCCUCUCUGCUUGCGGUGAAACUGGCGACAUCAUUGAGGGAAUGCUGCACUUUGAUGCGAUGAGCAAGGAUUACGGUAUCGUUCCUUCCAUGGACCAUUAUGUGAGUGCUGUGAAGAUGAUGGGAAGUGCAGGUUAUUUGGAUGAAGCUUUAGAAUUCAUCGAAAGGAUGCCAACUGAAGCAGACGUUGAGGUUUGGAAAACUUUGAUGAUAUUCUGUAGAAUUCACGGGUAUAGUGAGCUUGGUGAUCGUUGUACUGAGAUUGUAGAGAUCCUUGAUUCCUCUUGCUUGGAUAAGCAAUCAAAGGCAGGCCUAAUACCAAUUACAGCUUCAGACAUUGCAAAAGCAAAAAGAGUACAGAAAUCAGCAAGUCAAAGUCUUCUAGAAGCUCGAAGUAGGGUACAUGAGUAUAGAGCUGGUGAUAGAUCUUGCCCGGAUCAUGAAAAGUUGUAUGCUCUUUUGCGUGGGCUGAAGCAACAAAUGAAAGAGGCUGGUUAUAUAGCAGAGGUCAAGUUUGUGCUUCAUGACAUUGACCCAGAAGGCAAGGAGGAAGCUAUAAUGGCACAUAGUGAGAAGCUUGCUGUUGCUAGAGGUCUCAUCAGCAGUGCAGCUCGGACAUCCAUAAGGAUUAUAAAGAACCUCCGCAUUUGUGGUGAUUGCCAUAGUGCAAUGAAGAUUAUCUCUAAACUGGUCGGUAGGGAACUUGUUAUACGCGAUGCAAAGCGGUUUCAUCACUUUAGAGAUGGCUUGUGUUCUUGUAAUGAUUAUUGGUGAUAAUAUGAUUGACUUGAGAGUUGUGUUGCAAGGGAUUUCUUGGGCAUCCUUGGGGACAGGAGUCCCCUCAGGAAUGAUGAUUCUUCUUGGGUAGAUUUUGUUUGCUCCAAUUUGGUGAAGGUCGAGAUUAGACAUGGGGAGAAGGGAAGGGGCAUGAAGACUAAGAGCUUGGCUUAGUGAAAGGUGAUCGAUCGAGUUUGCUACCCAUGUACUCUGUUAGAAGCAUACGAAGUAUUAAUUGCCUGCUUUAUUUUUUUUAGCACUAUUAACUCUAUAACAAUGAAGUAUUUGUUCCAAUAUACUUUCUCAACCUACUGAAUAAUAAAGAGCAACUUCCCCU